Colletotrichum navitas is the source of this 528-nucleotide messenger RNA. RefSeq lists its product as uncharacterized. The record is from RefSeq and is a predicted model, not a curated record. Bases 26 to 355 code for a protein of 109 amino acids. The transcript has a single exon. Lineage: Eukaryota; Fungi; Ascomycota; Sordariomycetes; Glomerellales; Glomerellaceae.
CGCCUACACAAGAACGGCGGGCAUCAUGCGUGCACCAGAGGUGCACCGAUGCGAGCCAUGGCAUGGACCCCGCAGCCUGGUGGCACGGGAAGACGAGGACGGAACACAAUGCUCUCACGUCCGCCUCUUGGCCGGGCAUCUGGUUGAGUGCGGAGCGUACGUUACGAGAGGGAUUUACUAUGACCAGCGCGGAGUGCUGAUCCUUCGGCACGCCCGUCUCCCCACCGCGGAGAUCGGGGCGGUUUGCCGCCACCGCCAACAGCCAAGCUGGCCAUCUGUCUGUUUGGUGGUCAUCAAGCUGAGACUUCAGCGUAUACAGCUCGUCCGGAUGCGAAGCUCAAGUUUGAGGUGCUGAAAAGCCAGGCCUUGGGUUAAGUCGGCCAGGCAGGCUUGACAGCGUUCAGCAUCGAGAAUUGCUGCUACCCUGCCACGGAUUCGCUAUCACACAAUGAGUGCACCAUGUAGUUCCGCAUGUCUGUUCCAUCGCGGAAGAUGGAGUCUUUCACCGCUCGGCGAUCUCGGCUUCGG